Haliotis rubra (blacklip abalone) is the source of this 5126-nucleotide messenger RNA. RefSeq lists its product as uncharacterized. The record is from RefSeq and is a predicted model, not a curated record. Lineage: Eukaryota; Metazoa; Mollusca; Gastropoda; Lepetellida; Haliotidae. Gene Ontology annotation, molecular function: metal ion binding; ubiquitin-protein transferase activity. Gene Ontology annotation, biological process: protein ubiquitination. The transcript has 25 exons. The coding region runs from base 954 to 3476 and encodes 840 amino acids.
GUGUCACAAAACGACAAGAAAAUGCGGACGAAAAUCAGACAGUGUAUCACACUACAUUCUCCACCAAGUAUGUUCAUCAGAUGAGGUGUGGACAUAACUGUAAAAUGUCCCCCAACAGUUAUAUCUCAGCACGUCGAGCCUGGUGAGGCUAUAAACGCUAGACCCUAUCAGUAUUCAUGAAGAGUGCACUUACAGACAGACAGUGAGGGUAGUCUAGCAAAAGUAAGAUUCAGCAUGGCCGAGGAGGACAUCGAAAUAACGGGACGGCGCAACAAAGUGAUGGUAGGAAAGUCGAAUGUAUGGGUGGACAACCAAACUGGCGCUGAGGUCAAAGUGGAUCAUCCACCAUUUUCUACACAACCCAACUUGAGGCGGAGAAUCGAAGUCGGCGGAGAGGAAAAUGAAGUGAUGCGUGGCGACGACAGUACCUACGUUAGAAUUAGACGAAACACAGAUAGGAUUUCGCCUGGUGACGUCAGUCAUCAUGGCGUGAAGGUACACGUGACUGAGGAAGGCUCAAGGGGCACGACGAUGAGGGACCAUGGGGCCAUGACGAUGAGGAACCUAGAAGGACCACAGGACACAGAAGAACCAGAGGAUUUGGUCAAAGUUAAAGAAGAUAAUGUACCUAACAUUCAUUUUCGCAAGGAGGUGGAAGGUAAACUCGUUCAGAUUGGACACUGCUGUACCAUCGUAGACAUCCGAAUUGAUGAUCAAGCUAUGGACAGACUGGAAAGGGGCGGGGAACUUGUAGGAAAGCUCAGCGAUGGGAAAAGUAUCUCAUUCAAUUGGGAUUUCGAGGGUUCCGAAAUGAGGAUCAAGAGAAACAUUCACUUUAAAGUUUCGGAGGCUAUUGACAAUUUUACGAGCUUUUACUUGCGAGUUUUAAGGAGGACGAUUUUCGUUAUUCGCGAAAAUUGUUACAGGACAUCUUUGAGAAGUACAAAGUUUACAUGAAACGGAUAUUCUUCGGCUCUAUCGUGAUUGAGGUCGCCCAUGCUAGCCAACAGUCAGUACAGGACAUGGAGAGCAGGCCAGGCCAACUUAUCAACAUGUUUAAAGACUUUGUGUUCCUGAUUACUAAGCGUAAGGUGGAAGUAGAGGUGUCCUUUGAGAGCGUUCCAACAUCUGAGCCAAUACCACGGCCCAGAUACGGCCAACCGUCGACAACAGAAGCACCAAGAACACAAGCACAAGAGGACGACGAGCUGUACUGUUUGUCAGAUGAGGAUAAGCACGGAACAUUGAAUGCGAAGGAGGCAGAUCAAUCUGUACAAGCGACUCAGAUCAAGUCAAUUUUAGGUACAGUAAAAAGAAUACAAAAGCAGGUCCAUGAGGUUUGUAAAGAAGGAGCUCCUUCCCCCGCUAAGGUUGAUACAGCGCUGUCUUGUAAUCCAACGUCAGGAGACUCGGACAAGUGUUUACCUCCUGUUCUGGACAUUUCUGGUCCUGUCAGCGUUCAGCCUGGCAACACGGCGGCCAUAGCAGCAUACGCUCAAGAGGAACGCCAUGGAAACGUUUUUGUACAAACUAGACAAAGAACUGAAUCCUCCAAAGCAUCGAUGGCACACACUGGAGCUCAACAAGAAGGUACUUUAUCAGUUCCUGGAUGUGAAGUUCAUCCAGGAGCAACACGCCAUCAAUCGGACCUUGACACUCAUCCUACAGGAGGUUCCAAUCCUCAUCUCUCAACAGAAACUAAACAAGAAUCUGCAACACACUCUGUCACGUCUACAGGUGGUGCAAAGCCAAAAGUUAAAGGGGCGUCAACAGACAAACUGAUGGCAUUAGCAAGAUCAGCGCUAAGAAACUACUCUGAAGUAGACUUAAAGAAGAUAGAGAAGUCAGCACAGUCAGCCCUUGAAGAUGAUUUGUCCCCUCGAGCUCAGUCUCUGGACACCAUCCUCUGUCUUGACUGCUCCCAGAGUAUGGCUGGUGAAGCCUUCUGUCAGAUGAAGGACAUCGCAGAAAAAUUCAUCGAUGGUGUUGAGAUGGUCGCUGAGAAUCAUAAUGUGGAAGAGAACGUGGCUGUGGUCACUGUGUCCGGCCGAGCAAGGGUGGUCCAGCAGCUUACUAACGACUACUCUAAAGUCAGAGAUGCUCUUGAGACAUUAAGAAAACCAGAAGGAAGGUCACCACUUUUUGAGAUGUUGAUCGUCGCUUUGGCAGCAAUCCAAGGGAAAGGUGGCGUGCUAAGGGUGCAUAAACACCGAAUCCGACCCAGGAUUGUUGUCAUCACAGAUGGAAAGUUGACGGACGAAAAACAAGAUAGCGGCCCCGAUAUACAGUCAGACAGCGCUAAAGUUCCUAUUAUCCGUCUAAUAACAGAACUAGGAUCCAAGAAACACAAGACCAAACCCUCUCCCAUUGUUUGGAUGCCAGUCGGAGACGCUGACAGAGAUUUGCUGAAGUCUCUAGCAAAACUUGGUAACGGGCAAGUAGCAGAGGAGAAGGACCUACAGAAGCUGAUCCGUUACUAUAAAAUACAGGACAGUAUCGGCAAGAUCUAUGCUUGUGUCCGCAGCAACAUUGACGACUAUCCGGAUGUCCAGCAGGCCAUUAAGGAUGUAGCGCAGGGCAUUGCAGGGGAGGUCGAUCCAAGUGACAUUGAUGAGAUCGUAGCCGCUGUGCGUGACAAGAUCGCCAGUGAGGAGGGAGACACGAAGCCUGACGACUUUGACAACGUGUACGAGAACCCUGAGCUUGCACCACUUGGAAGCAGAGUAAUCAGAACCAAAGACUGGCGGGGGGAGGAUCAGCGCUCGCAGGAUGUGGGCACCAUCAUCAACCACGAUGAGAACGAAAACUGGGUGUGGGUCCUCUGGGACAGUGGCGACACCAAUCGGCAGCGCUACGAUAUAAAUGGUGUCUUUGACGUCGUUCUAGAUGACGGACGUCCUCGCGUCCCGGAGUCUGAACAGUUCCCCCAACUUGGGGUCAGAGUUAAACGAGGUCACUGCUGGGAGUCCAAGAACAAUGACGGCGGAGAGGGUAACACUGGCGUCGUCAUCAGAACAAGGGGUGAUCAGGAAGUGAAGGUACGGUGGAGUAACGGCAACAUCAAAACCCACAAGUUUGGACUGGAUGGAGUCUACGAGCUGGAGAUAUGCGAGCCGCUCGUCCACAAGAAACAUACAGGUGGAGAGUUGAGGUUCCCUGGACGACCCCAAGAUACAGGGUCGGGAAGUCCAGGCCUGGAAGAGGAGGAGGACUCCCGUCCGACCGUGUGGAGAUGGCAUGACGGAUAUCAAUGGAGGCUGUACCAGGACGACAUGCAGGUUAAGAUUCACCAAGAGUACAACCGGAAAAAGGACGGGACGUGUUUGGUGAAGAAACGGGAUGGAAGCUACCGGAUAUACUUCAAGUCGAUGCAAGAAAAGUCUUUAGAAGAAAACAUACGCCAUGACGUACAAAGACUCCAUGUAGACUACGGGGAACUUGCAAAUCUUAAAGCAGCGGAAUCGCUCCAGGACUAACACAAUCAUCCCACACCUGGCACCAGGUCUGCGGAAAGGCCGAAACUGAAACUAAAGAAACACCGCAGUUUAGUUAAUGUUUACCCGUCAUUGAGUGAGAGAGUGAGUGAGUGAGUGAGUGAGUUUGGUUUUACGCUGAUUUUAGCAAGAUUCCAGCAAUAUCACCUCGUGUGUGUGUGUGUGUGUGUGUUUGUGUUUGGGAGAACACCAGAAAUAGGCUUCACACAUUGUACUCAUGUGGGGAUACGAACCUGGGUCUUCGGCGAACGCUUUAACCACUAAGCUAACCCACCGCCCUUACCCCUCAUUGAGAGGGAGAGCUGGCUUCAGUAAGAUUAAUAUGGGAGGAGUUAUACAGAUGUUUACUACGUGCACAGCGGCGAAACCCACGGCCAGGGGAAGGGUUCUGAUAAAGAGAAUACACAAAAUGGCUGGACGAGAUUCAACCCACGUUCAUAUUUUUCUGGUCUAGCAAACUGUCACGCCUAAGACAACCGGUAAAUGUAAUAGAAUCAGAUGAGAGGGCUACAGUGGUGAGCAACUACCGACGUAACAGCAGCAACAACAAAACUUUACAAUAUUUAAAAAAUGAAAAAUAAAACCCCAGAAAAUGGCAAAUGGCCUAUAAGCUUGGCUCUCCAUAGUAAACCAGCCUCCAGUGGUUGGAGUACAGCAUAGUGUGUCUGAAAGGCCAGUACCCCAUGUCUGUGGCAGUGGUCGAUGAAAAUGAUGAUGAUGAUGAUGAUGGUGGUGGUGGUUGUCCGUGGGGUUUUGUACACCAACGGCAUAGAUGUUUGCUGAUGCUAUCAAACUAGUUUGUCUGGUUUGGGACACAUGACGUAUCGGCUGUUAUAGGUUCACACACAGGUGCUGUCUCCUCUCUUCUUCACAUCCCAUCUGGCAAGUCGAAAUCAAAGUGGGAACUUGAUCUGAGUGUUGUUGUUUUCAUAUUGAUUUAACUGAGAGUAAGUAUUGUUAUCAUAAACAUUAUUCAACCCCUUCUGUCAACCCAGAGAACCAAUUAAUGUAAAAUAAAUAUCUGAUCCUAAAGUUCUUGUAUAUGUAUCAGCAAUAUAUAUAUCAUGCCAUACAGACCACAUUGGACCAAAUGUGAGUAGACAACGUGUGUGUGGAUGUCAAUGAAUUUGAUGCCAUGUGUUCAUUUUGCCACUCAUGAGAACAAAUGUAUGAUCUAUGUCCAUUCACUCACACUGUAGAUGAAUGUCAUCAUGUGUUUGACUUUGUGUUUUCAGUUAACGAAUUUUCAAACCGCUGUACCAUUCGUUUUCUAAAGACUGACUGACUGACUGGCUGAGUUUAGUUUUACGCCGCUUUUAGCAAUAUUCCAGCAAUAUCACGGCGAGGGACACCAGAAUUGGGCUUCGCACAUCGUGCCCACGUGGGGAAUCGUAUCCGGGUCUUCGGCGUGACCAGCCAAGGCUUUAACCCCUAGGCUACUCCACCGCCCCGUUUCCAAAAGAAGUUAUUUCAGCGUAUUUUCAUAUCAACACCGAAGGAACUGUCCCAUUCUGUCGCCACAUGUUUUGUUCUGUACAGAACAAUUUAUGUCUAUUUUGCAUGCGUUCACUUAUAAUAAUCUCCUCAUUUUGGUUUGUUCAUAUCUUUCAGUUAAUAAACUUCUGUUCUGUU